AUGGCUUCGCAGUGGGAAAAUCGCUCCAAAUGGACGCUGGGUGUUCUGAGUCAUCCAGAAACAGACGAGGUACCCGGCACGAUUCUUCUUCUUGCUUCUGACCGAAACGAGCCCUUGGGUUUGCGGAAUCAGCCAGCCCGGACAUCGGCUUCGUCGCUUCCUUCUCCAUACCCACCUAGCAGAUCGUCUUCUCGUUCAGUCGCUCCCGUGGCCAAGAAGACUCCGGAUGGUCGAAUUGUUCUUCAUCCUCAACCGGAGGACUCGGCAAAUGAUCCUCUGAAUUGGCCCAGCUGGCGUCGAGACGCCGCCCUCCUUUCACUAGGCUUCUACUGCCUCAUGGGAGGCGGAAUGACUCCGGUUUUAGCUGCCGGCUUCAACAAUGUGGCGAAAGACUAUGGAGUGAGCACUCAGCAGGUGGCCUACACGACUGGACUUUACAUGUUGGGAUUGGGUUUUGGGUCUGUCAUCAUGGCACCGACGGCAAUUCUGUGGGGCAAGCGACCUGUAUAUCUACUAGGAGCUACUUUGUUUAUUCUUUCCGCGGUAUGGUGUGCGCUCUCCCCCAACUACCCAAGUUUGGUAGUAGCGCGAAUUUUUAUGGGUAUUGCUGUGAGCCCAGUGGAAUGUUUGCCAUCGGCAACAAUCGCCGAGAUUUUUUUCCUGCACGAAAGAGCAUAUCGCAUUGGUAUAUAUACACUUUUGCUUCUUGGAGGCAAAAAUCUUGUGCCACUGGCUAGUGCAGCGAUUAUUGGAGCACUAGGUUGGCGCUGGGUCUUUUGGGUGGUUGCCAUUAUUGUUGGAGGGAGUCUUGUGCUCCUCUUCUUCUUCGUUCCCGAGACAUUUUGGGACCGUACUCCACGGCGCAAGCCAAAGGCCAAGCGACCUGGGUUUUACCGGAGCGUUUCUGAACUUGCUCAUGCAGGAUUUCGCGGAAGGCAUCCAGAACGCAGGACUGACGAGAAAGUGUCCGGGCUGCAAAGCCCUGAAAGCGUACAAAGCCCUAACACUGAAAGGAGGCGAAGGGAUGUGCAUGUUGGCUUUGCUGAAGACCCAGUGGACGAGAAACCGGACCCCGCAAUCGAAACUCCGCCUGAAGCAGGCCUGGGCUUAGUCAGUGGUGCAAAUCCGCUCGGAAACGCUGCGCGUCUGUCAUCAAUGGACUCUGCUCGGUCCCCUGGCGAGAUUCCAUCUCCGACUGUUCCAAGUACCCCUCGCAGGUCGUCAGGGAUCGGUCCUGGAUCAACCGGAGCCGAUCUUUCAUCGCCAGAUGCCGUCGAUGUGGAGGCCUUGCGGGCACUCAGUCUAUCUCCUGCGAGGCAUGAGUCUGAGGAACAUGUAGCAAUGAAUGCACCGGCACUGUACACUCACAAUCUACGCGAAGGACCGCUUGUGCCUUAUCGACAGACACUCCGAAUAUGGAAUGGACGACUCAGUCACGACAAAUGGUACCGAGCGGCGGUUCGCCCCUUUAUUCUCUUCUCCUACCCUGCUGUUCUGUGGUCAGCUCUUGUUUAUGCUUUGUCUAUUGGGUGGCUGAUUGUUCUAUCCGAGUCUGUGGCCACGAUUUAUGAGAAUAAAGAGACAUACAACUUUUCUGCGUUGGGCACGGGUCUAGUUUACAUCUCUCCCUUUGUGGGCGGUGUUCUCGGUACGGCAGUCGCGGGACGAGUGUCUGAUAUGAUUGUCCGAUAUAUGACCCGACGCAAUGGAGGCAUCUAUGAACCAGAAUUCCGUCUCGUAAUGGCGAUUCCUGUCGCACUUUCGACGGCUGCUGGGCUUAUGGGUUUUGGAUGGAGCGUGCAAGAGAGAGACGCUUGGAUUGUCCCUACUAUCUUUUUUGGUAUUAUCUCAUUUGGGUGCUCUCUCGGAAGCACUACGUCUAUUACAUUCUGCGUGGACAGCUACCGACAAUAUGCGGGCGAGGCAUUGGUGACUUUGAAUUUUAGCAAAAAUGUCUUUCAUGGACUGAUAUUCUCGCUGUUUAUUGUGGACUGGCUGAAAAGCGACGGAGCUCGGACUGUAUUCCUUGCGAUUGGAGGAAUACAAAUCGCGUGCCUUUUAACUUCUAUUCCGAUGUACAUAUUUGGAAAGCGGGCGCGCAUGUGGACGGUGAAGCGGAAGUUGAUGGAGAAGUUUUGA
Messenger RNA from Talaromyces amestolkiae, 2139 nucleotides. RefSeq lists its product as uncharacterized. The record is from RefSeq and is a predicted model, not a curated record. Gene Ontology annotation, molecular function: transmembrane transporter activity. NCBI's taxonomy places the organism in Eukaryota, Fungi, Ascomycota, Eurotiomycetes, Eurotiales, Trichocomaceae. The coding region runs from base 1 to 2139 and encodes 712 amino acids. The transcript is spliced from 4 exons. Gene Ontology annotation, biological process: transmembrane transport.